AAUGCUGGAGCUGCGGGGCCUCAAUGUUAGGCUUGAACUAGUCUUCCCUGGAAACUGAUUGCUUGCGAGGAACCGAGAUGGCCACCUAUCCAACCCGUCAAGAUAUCCCUCCGUGGCUGAAAAUUCCUGAAGAUCUGAAAGAUCCAGAAAUAUUCCAAGUCCAGACGCUGCUGCUAAAAUAUCUGUUUGGACCACAGGGAUCUCGAAUCCCUCACAUAGAGCGGGUGAGUCAGGCCAUGAUAGAAAUGAAGGCUCUGGAAUCUUCCGAACUGACUGAGGUCUUAGUUUACGGCUCUUACGAACACAAGCUUCGGGCCAAAUGGAUGCUUCAGUCCAUGGCUGAAAGGUGCCGCCUGCGCCAGGAGAGAGGAAUGCUCAGGCUGGAGGAAGCCAUGAAGACCCUGGAAUUAGACCAGUGUUUGGAGUGAAGCCAGUUUCCAGUCAAUGUGACAGAUAGACCGUGGCCAGUAUUGGAGCAAUUCUGAUGUGGUUUUUAACUUUGUUACAUCCUUUGCAGUCUAAGAGGUAUUUCUGGACCCCUGCUUUGCAAUGAGUUCUGAUGAGAACAUCUCUUUCCUAGGUUGCUAAUAAAUAUCAAAAUUUAAAUAGUCAAAUA
Molecule: messenger RNA, 616 nt
Organism: Mesocricetus auratus (golden hamster)
Lineage: Eukaryota; Metazoa; Chordata; Mammalia; Rodentia; Cricetidae
Gene: Dppa5
Product: developmental pluripotency associated 5
Exons: 3
Coding region: 78-428 (116 amino acids)
Biological process (GO): regulation of gene expression
Cellular component (GO): cytoplasm
Molecular function (GO): mRNA binding
Source: RefSeq, a predicted model, not a curated record